Molecule: messenger RNA, 1479 nt
Organism: Symphalangus syndactylus (siamang)
Lineage: Eukaryota; Metazoa; Chordata; Mammalia; Primates; Hylobatidae
Source: RefSeq, a predicted model, not a curated record
AGGAGGUGGAACCUUCUGCAACCCAACAGGAGGCCCCAACUGAGCUGCCAGGUCCACCCAUGGAGGCUGAACUUUCCCCCAGUGAGCAGGAGCAGCCAGCUCAGCCUUCUGAGUCUUCUGGGGAGGUUGAAUCUUCUCCAGCCCAGCAGGAUGCCCCAGCUCAGCCUCCAGAACAUUAUGAAGUCCCAGUUUCACCUCCAGGUCACCGUCAGACUCAGCAUUCAGAUUUUCCCAAUGUCUCUGUUAAGCCUCCAGACAUGCAGCUCACCAUAGCAACAGAGCCUAGUGCAAAGGUGGAAACUUCUCCAGUCCACCAGGAGGCUACAGCUCAGCUCUCAGGUCCAGGUAAUGUAGAACCUCCCACCAUCCAGCACGGGGGCCCACCUCUGCCUCCAGAGUCAUCAGAAGAGUUGGACGUUUAGCAAUUCAAUCGGAGACUUCAGUUCAAUCUCUGGAACCUAUUAAUAAUGCGAACCUCUCUCCAACCCAGCAGGAGGCUGCAGCUGAGCAUCCACAGACUGCUGAGGAGGGUGAGUCUUCUCUAACCCAGCAGGAGGACCCAGCUCAGCCCUUAAUGUCCCCUGAGCAGUUUUGACAUUUGAAAGACCAGCAAGACAUUAUAAUUCAGCAGCUAAGUAGACCUGAAAAGUAUGAACUUCCUCCAGUCCAUAAAGAGACCACAACUCAGCCUCCAACUCAGCUCUCCUCAGACUUUGGAAGUUCACUGAAUGAUGAAGCAAUCGGUUCACCUCUAGAUGUGUCAUAUCUACAUCUAGAUAGGGAGCUUACCAAACCUACAGCUGUCACUAUGGGGGAAGAACCUUCUCCAGUCCAGCAGGACAACCCUCCUAUUCCCACUGAACAGGCUGACUUUUCUCUAGCCCAGCCUGAUCUCCCUUCUCCGCCUCUGCAUUCUCCUGAAAAGAUUGAAUCUCCCAUCCACCAAGAGGCCACAGCUCAGACUCUAGAUCCCCCUAAGGAGGCAGAACCUUCUCCAGUCCACCAAGGGUUCCCAGCUGAGCCACCAGAGCCCCCUAAGGAGGUUGAACCAUCUGCAACCAAGCAGGAAGCCUCGGGUCAUCCUUGGAAGUCCACUGAAGAGGUCAGUCCUCCACCACAGUGGGAGAUACCAGCUCAGCCAUCAGAGCCACCUGAGAAAGUCGAACCAUCUCCAGUCCUACAGCAGGCCCCAACUCGGCUUUUAAAACCACCUAAAGAGGUAGAAUCCUCUCCAGUCCAGCAGGCAGUCCCUGCUCAGUCUUCAGACCCCGCUAUGGUGAUAGAACCCUCUCUGACCCAGCAGAUGGCCCCAUCUUUGCCUCCAGAGUUCCCUCAGGAGGUAGAACCAUGUGUAACUCAGCAGGAGGUUCCAGCUCAGAUUCCAGAGUCCCCUAUGGAGGCGGAACCUUUCUCUGACCAAGCAGGAGGCCACAGUCCAGGCUCCAGAGUCCCCUAAGGAGGUAGAACCUUCAAGGCAGC